GUAAGCAAAUCUUUUUCCAUCCGACCGAACUUCCCGACUAGAAGCAGGUAGCUUGGACUCAACCUCGUCAUCACAUACUUGUAAGUCAUGGACGUGCUUGACUUCUCCCUGCUUCCAACGUUCGUUCUCUCUUUCACACCAGACCAUCGAGAUUGGAUCCAGAGGCAUCCAUUGCCGGGCAAGCAACAAUGCACAUACCAUAGUACGCAACUACUUACCAUAACGGCCACGACUGCACACGGUUCUCCCCGCGAUCGGCGCGCUUCUCUUUUUAGUGUUGGCAGUGGUCGAUGCUCGUAGAGGUAGUGACCACCAACAGACACCAUUCACCUUCUUCGCACUGUCGCAGCGUCGUAGUAAGUAACUGAAGCCUCUCAGCUGUCUCCUCGGUCGCUGUUACAUCCGCUAGAUGCCGGCUCCGGCUGCCUACAAGUCCCCUACCAAGCAACAACCUUAUCUGAGCGGCAACCGGGAAAGCCCACCUUCCCUACCUACCUAGGUAGCUUUACCUACGUCGAUAUACAUACCACCACCGGACAACAACUCAACCUGCAUUCUCUUCCACGACCACCUUGCUGCUGUGCUGUCGCCUCCGCUCCCCAGUGUCAGUGUUCAUCUAACACACGACCGCCAGCAUUCCGUCUCGCUUCCAUCCGACCUUCAUCGCUUCUCACCAUCCAACAACGCUGCGGGAACGGACAUCGGUCCCGCGCCAGAUACGAUUUCACCGUGGCAGACCGAACCCCCAACCAACAAGUUCCCAUAGAUCCCCCAAACUCCGACCAACACUCAAACACCCCGCAACCUCCGGCUUCCUCUUCCAGCACUGUCGAACUUGCCCCAAUUUCCCCUCCACCCUUCCCAGCUGCUCCCCCGCAGCCACCGUCCGUGACGCCAUCGGUUCCCACCAGUCUCCCACCGUUAUACGUCCCUCAAGGCCCACACGACCGCCCGCACGCCUACACUCCGUCCCAAGUCCUCGGCCGCCGCCGACUAAGUGAUUUGGACGAAAACGGACAAGACGAAUACCGUCUAGCUUCGAUCGACGUCUCAGUCAGCACCACCUCUUCAGCAGCCGCUACUACGACCACUUAUACGUCCCUGCGACCACUCAAGCGAAGGCGCGGCAUCAUGUCGGCCGACAUCGAUGGCCAGAACUCGUCGAAUGGAGUUGGGCAGUCCGUAUCUAAUGGAUCUCGGGCAGAGAUCACAAUGGCGGUAUCUAAUGGAAAUGGGACGCUCAAGGCAGCAUCUGGCCCUCCAAAUGGAUCGGCCUGGGAGGCGAACCGCCCAAGGUUGCCAUCAGGGAAUUACCACGGCCACGACCGGGAACAGUUUACACGUCUCCUGAUACAGGCUAUGACGGAGAUGGGCUACAACGACGCAGCAGACAAACUCAGUCAGGACAGCGGCUAUCGACUUGAAAACCCUACGGUGGCUGCCUUUCGAGCGGCUGUCUUGGACGGUGACUGGGGAAAGGCGGAGGAGCUUCUUAACGAUGCGCAGGUUGCUGGAAUAGCAGAUCCUGGUUUGAGGGAUGGCCUGAUACUUGCUGCAGGAGCGGAUCGCAACAUGAUGAAGCUUUGGCUUAGACAGCAAAAGUACUUGGAGCUAUUGGAAAGGCGCGAAACACCACGGGCUUUGGUGGUGCUGCGGACGGAGCUCACACCGUUGUGCGGGGACCAGCACCAAAAGCUGGAGUUUCUGUCAAGCCUGUUAAUGUGUGCGAGUGCCGAGGACCUGAAGGAUAAGGCCGGAUGGGACGGUGCUCGCGGAGAAAGUCGGCACACCUUGCUCUCUGAGCUAUCUAAAUUCGUUUCACCUUCAGUUAUGCUCCCUGAGCACAGGUUGGCGGCACUUCUUAGUCAGGCACAAGAAAUUCAAAUUAGCAACUGCCUAUACCACUCGACCCUCCAAACACCCUCUCUUUACAAGGACCACGUGUGCGAUAGGAAGGCUUUUCCCACGAUUGCCAAGUAUAAGCUGGAUGAACACAACGGCAAUGAAGUGUGGCAAGUGAGGUUUUCACAUGACGGGACACGCUUGGCAAGUUGCGGCAUGGAGCGUCUUGUCAUCAUCUACAGCGUACCUGAGUUCAAAGUGCUACACAAGUUAGACACGGGCGAUGAGCAACACGACAACCGGGGUGUAGGUAAUAUCGCAUGGAGCCCGGACGACAAGAUGCUCGUCACUUGCGCAAUGAAUGCCAAAGUGUGGGAUACCGAGACUGGAGCGCUGCUCAGGACUAUCGACCAAUUCAACGAGCCAGUCAGUAGUUGCGCUUGGGCAAGCAACUACGUUCUUAUCACCGGGUCCUUCGACAAGGACAGGUCAAUCUGUUCCUGGAACUUCGGAUCAGCCGACGUGUACAAGAUCGUGUGGACGAAGGACCAUCGAACGGAAGACCUGGUGCUGUCCCCCGAUAGAAACUGGGUUGUUGCCCUGGACGAGCAAAAGCGGUUUCAUGUCUACAACUACCACACGCGCGAGCAGGUUUAUUCACAUGAGCUGAAGGAUAGAGGAACAUCACUCUGUAUAAGCCAGGACUCGACGUCUUUGUUGGUAAAUACACAGGUAGGAACAGCGAUUUUGUAUGACAUUCUCACCAAGGAUGUCAUUCACGAGUACAAUCAGCACAAGGGUGGGGAUUUCCUUAUCAGAACUUACCUUGGUGGCGCGAAUGAGGGUUUCGUCUUGUCUGGGAGCGAGGACGGAUCAAUAUAUAUCUACCACAGGUCCACGGGCACCUUGGUAGCGCGGCUUAAGGGAGCCCAUGCACCGCGUUGCAACUCUGUCACAUGGAACCCUUCAGAUCCGCGCAUGAUUGCCAGCUGCGGAGAUGAUGGGUUGGUGAAGAUUUGGUACCCCGAAUGGCCCGACUGGGAUGAGAGUAUGGAACACAGCGGCGCAAACAAUAACGGAAACGUCCACGUCACAGCAAGGCCGCGAUAGAAUCCAGAGAUGAGCUGGAACAGCGGACGUUGGUCCUUGCCGCUGGCAGCACGUGUGGUCCAUCAUUACUGGCCAUAUAAUAUUGAGGAACGACGACCAGCCCCACGUUUGUCCUUGCCGCUGGCAGCACGUGU
Molecule: messenger RNA, 3086 nt
Organism: Neurospora crassa OR74A
Lineage: Eukaryota; Fungi; Ascomycota; Sordariomycetes; Sordariales; Sordariaceae
Product: WD domain-containing protein
Exons: 6
Coding region: 1132-2952 (606 amino acids)
Biological process (GO): proteasome-mediated ubiquitin-dependent protein catabolic process
Cellular component (GO): GID complex
Molecular function (GO): protein binding
Source: RefSeq, a predicted model, not a curated record